CGUCAUAAGGUGUCGGGCGUUUGUUUAUUUCAGAAGGCGUUGCCAAACAAUCGCUUAAAUUUUGAGUGACCAAAACUCGAAAACUGGUUUGUGUCCGUCUCAGCUUCCUCUUCACCAUCUUCUGUACUUGUCUUCACGCUCGCAACAUGUCUGUCCUCCGUGCCCUCCGUCAGCUUACUGCAUCCUCGUCUCGGGCGAUUGCUCGUCCUGCGGCUCGCUCCUCCCCUCUGCGGGUUGCGACAGUGCAGCUUGCUCCACGGGCUUCUAUGACUGCUGCAAGAGCUUUCUCGGUGUCUGCGCGUCGUUUUUCGGAGGGUUCGACUGACGUCGUUCUUUCACAAAAACUUGCCGAAGAACUCAAGUAUGAGAAAGAGGCUAUCGCUGACUCGCCAGCAGAGCCUGAGUUCUUGAAGACCUUCAAGGAGCAGGGUAUCUGGGAGAUCCAGGACGUCAUCGGUAACGAUGAGGUGACGCUUGUACGGAAAUUCGGCAAUGAGAGUAUCCGUUUGAUGUUCUCCAUCGCUGACAUUCAAAGUGCUGAAGAGGAGCCGGAAUACGAGCAGGAGGAAGGUGAAGGUGGAGAGGAUCAGCCUCUCCACUCGUACCCUAUCCGUGCCUCAUUCUCCAUCACGAAGGCUAACGCCAAGGGGUCUGUUAACAUUGACACCAUGUGCCAGGAAGGCGCCUUCAUCAUUGAUAAUAUGUCAUACUACCCCGACGCACAGCUUGGUACUGAGCUGACUGCCGAGGCUGACUGGAAACGCCGGGGCUUGUACAUUGGCCCUCAGUUUGAUACCUUGGACGUUUCUGUCCAGGAGGAAAUUGAGAAAUGGGUACAGGAGCGGGGUAUCAAUGAGAACCUUGCCAUGUUCAUUCCUGAAUAUUCAGAGUUUAAAGAGCAGAAGGAGUACGUGAGGUGGUUGGACAACGUGAAGAACUUCGUGGAGGCAUAAGCACGGAGUUCUUACUUUUAUUUCGCUUUCAUGACCUCCCUAAAAGUCAUCCCCAUCAUCUACAUGACCUCGCACGCAUCUUUACACGUACAACCAUACAUUUAUUUGC
Molecule: messenger RNA, 1062 nt
Organism: Suillus paluster
Lineage: Eukaryota; Fungi; Basidiomycota; Agaricomycetes; Boletales; Suillaceae
Product: mitochondrial glycoprotein
Exons: 6
Coding region: 147-953 (268 amino acids)
Biological process (GO): cytosolic ribosome assembly
Cellular component (GO): mitochondrial matrix
Source: RefSeq, a predicted model, not a curated record